This is a messenger RNA of Ogataea polymorpha, 993 nucleotides long. RefSeq lists its product as uncharacterized. Lineage: Eukaryota; Fungi; Ascomycota; Pichiomycetes; Pichiales; Pichiaceae. The transcript has a single exon. The record is from RefSeq and is a predicted model, not a curated record. Bases 1 to 690 code for a protein of 229 amino acids.
AUGGCAUAUAAUAAUACCCAGCGAUACCUCUUGCUUUCGGACUGUUCGCGCGCGUUUUUGGCAUUUUGCGUGCUGGCACGGUUUGCGAUUCUGUUUCCGCUCAUUGGAACGAGGUUUCUCCCCGGUGGCAUCGCUGACUUUUUCCUGACCGUGUACCUGACAAGUGUGCUUGUGGACGGGUUCGAAUACGUGACAAUUUUCCGCAAAGUGCCCAAGAAGGGUGUUUCUCGCACCUCUGGCUGGCGCGUGCUAGGAUCCAUCGGUGCAAGGGCAUUGGUGACCGCGCUCAUUCUCAACUACCCUAAGUCUGCGAAGAAUAUCAGCUUCAGUGUCUUGAUCUCGUCCUCAAUGCUGGUGGACUGCUCGCGCCAUCUGUACAAUUUCUACAAGGUGCGGACGUUUGGAGGGUCUGUGUGGUGGCUGACCAACCUGCGACGCAUUAUGUUUGGUUUGCUGAGCCCUGUGCUCACUGCCAGCGAGGCUGCCAUGAUCUUCAUCUGCCUGAGACUCAUGGAGACCGAGUACGGCUACUACAGAGAGUACGUCGACUACGACGUGUGGGCCGACCGUGCCGCAGUGUUGGUCAAGGGCGUACUAUUUGCAUAUGCGCCAGUGUUCUAUAUCACAUACAAAAACAAGAUGACAGCAUUCUGGAGACUGAACACAGACGCAACCAAGAAAACCCAGUGAUCACGUGUACACGCCAACGUACGAGGACAGAAACAGUAUUCCGAACGCGCCAGAAACAGCCCCGAGAAGCGCGAAAACCACAUACAAUGCCGAGUUUCUCUUGCCUGAGCUGGGGAAUGUGACGCAAUACAGACCGCUAACGGCAGCAAUGCUCAGCAGCGUGAAGGCCAGCACGGCAUGGUACGCCACCGGCACCAAUUCGUGGAAGUACGCGUAGGACGAGUAUUUGGACUGCGUUAGUGCAAUUGAGAGAAAUGAGCUGUACUUACCACCAGGUUGUACGCCAUUAUAAAUAAAUAGCAA